GAUUUCCGACAGUAUCCUGAAGGCAGCACCACCCUCCACCCAUCUCCACUCCAUCUGCGAGGCUCGGCUGGACGCAGGCGGGCUGACCUCUGAAGAGACGGACUAUCUGCACUCGAAGGGCCGUGAGUCAGGCCGGAGGCUGCGGUCAGAGUCCUAUGCGGUCCAUGACCUCCAUGAGCGUUUGACCCAUGGUCGUCAGCUAAAGAUCUUCCUGCCCAAGAGUACGGAGAAGCUGGAGUUCACUCCAGCUGAUGAUCCCAGCAAGACCUUUCUGUACUGGGAGAAGGGCAGACUCAGGAUGACCAAAGGCAGGGUGUCUGGCACAGGCAGCGACCGACGCUGGUAUAUCGACAAGGUGACUUAUGAGGACCAGGGGACGUACAUCCAGAGAGACUUCUGGAAUAAAGAGAUCUCCACUGUCAAAGUGGCCGUCACACCCAGACAUAACUAUGUGAAGUGUGUAGCAGGAGAGAGUCUUUACAUCUUAUUGGAGGGCAUUGACCUGGCCGACACUGUCCUCUCCUUCUCUGGGGAGGCUGCCAACGUUACACUGGUGCGUGAUGGUGCUCUGGUGUCCCAGGACCUUCCGGAUUACUGGAACCGGGUUCAGACCCACUCCUUGAACAUCGAGAUCAGGAAUGUCAACUACAGUGAUGAGGGACAUUACACCCUGAGAGACCACAGGGACCGAGUGGUGUCUGUUACCAGAAUGGACCUGAUAGACUAUCAUGAAUAUUCAGAAGGAAAUCCUCUCAUGGCUCUGCUCUUACUGCUGGGAAUCCCUGCUGGGAUUUGCUGCUGCUGUCGGAAGAAGAUUUUCAAGAAGAAAGCCACCACUGCAGCAACGCUACAGACUACCCCAGAUGCAGUCCAUCAUCCUCACAGUGGUCCUGUUGGACCUUGUCCUACCUACAACACUCCUGGACAACCAGGAGCAGUGUACUACCAUGGCCUCGACCCUAGCAUGGGUCCUACAGUCCAUCCUCCCCCUUCGACCACUGGCCCAGGACAGUGGAAUGGCCCUCCACCCUCCCCAGGUUUUAACCCAGCCUAUCCACCCCAUAACCUUGCCUACCCUCCUUCUGGUCCAGCUUCUGCCCAGCCUCCACAAUGGAACGGUCCACCACCAGGCCAGUACCCCCCAGGACCUGUAGCUCCAAUGGGCUAUGCUCCAGCGCCAGUCAUGUAUAGCUGUCCUCCACCAGUAGCCGCCAGUGAACCUGUCAAGAUGGAGAAUAUGGUUUCCUCACCUGCUGACCCCCAGCUGACUGCCACACCACAGGCUGAAGCUGCAUCCUCUCCUGUGGCUCCUGUGUCCCCCUCCUCCAGCAACGUUCUCAGCUCCUCUGAUGGUGCCUACCAGUUCCAUAUCAACGGAGCGAAAAACUCCACCAACUUCCUGUAGGGAUGCUGACUCCUGAAAAAGCUCACUCCCAGUCCUUCCUCACUUUGAUGUUACAGUGCCCCUCUGUGACCAUGUUGCAUUCCUCUCUCAAAGCAUUCAAAUCAGGAAUGCAUAGUGGCGCAGGUGGAAGCAAUGAACUGCAUUUGGACAGUAGAUUCUGUUCUUUGGUUCCUUGCCUUGAUCAGUAUUUAAUCCCCUAUCUGACUGACAAUAAUGUGUUAUCAGGCUAAAUGAGCAAUCUUUAUCUCCGGUAUAAAAUCUACUGGCUCAGCCAGCUGUGUUUUUGCAGUCAGCAUGUAGGAGUCAGUUAUUUGAGGAUUAAAUUUCUAGAGGUGAUGAGACAAAGAAAGGAGGUGUUUUCUUGAAGUGUUAGAAAAGUAAUAUCAACAUCCGAUGAGUAAAUCUUAAAAACAGGGCUGGGUUCAGUUUACCAAAAGUUGAAGAGAUAUUGUUAGCAUAUAAUUGUGGUUUCUAUCUACAUUUUCAUUGACUCCAGCCCUGUUUGUGUCUUUUUCUUUGAUUCCUUUUUUCUAAUUUUGAUUAGUGAGUGCUGACUUCUGAUGUAAUGUGGCAGGAAAAUCAAGGAAUCGAGAAAAAGGACUUACUUACUCAAAAGUCAGAGUCUAGGAGCAACGAAAGGAAACAAACCAGAGCGCCAGCCACAGUUAACAGACGUUUUUGAUGAGAAAUGUUUGUCUCAUUUAUUGCAACCAAUUUGACCGGUAAAGUGUUUUUUUUGUUUUUUUUUUGCAGCCUGUAUAUAAACAGCCAAUGGACCUGACAGAAGUUUGUAGCUAGCUAACAGCCGACACUGACUGUGUAUAUGUGUGUAAGAGUGAUUUCAAAUUUAGCAGCAGCUCCAGCCAUUAUCUACCGCUACCUCUUAUUUUUUUCUCUUGUUGUCUCCAUAAAUUCCUGAAGUGGAGUUAUAGAGCUUUGUGAUACAUCAGAAUAUUUAGCUGAAACUCUUUCUACUUGAGCUAACACACCUUCGGGGCCUGGUCUCACCAGAAAGUGGUCAUUGCAAUUAUAGGCACUACCAGAAGCACACGCAACACAAAGAACACACAGUAACACCAUUCACUCACUCCUGUAUCAUGACGAGAGUUCUGCUACCCACAAUCCCGGGUCCUUGCUGUCAUGUUGCUGUAUGUCAGGUUUGCUUAUUUUAUGAUGUAAUUUAGUAACAAAUUUCUUUAUAGCUAAUGCUUUGAAUUGCUGGUAAGCUUCUUAUAAUCUCCAGUGAAUUGGGAUAGGCCUCUACAUCCUGGAAACAUUAUGACCUUGUUGUGACAACAACUAAAAAAUCCCACAGACCAUGUGCAGUGUAGAGAUUGAUCUUCUGACAUACUGCACAAUAUCACCUUGAACAUGUUUGACGUUCAUAGCCUGUGAUAGACAGACAAAUUGUCAAGCUCUGUACCAUCCAAUCAACCACUAGCUACAGUGAAAGAGUAUGAGUCAAGUGAGUGGAUUUUUGUUGUUGGGAAAAUAUAGACCCGGGCACAGACGGAUCAAUCUGUGAUGGGGCCCAGGGGCAAAAAUGAGCUGAGGGCCCCUGCUGACCACUCUCUGUGCUAUACUGUACAAAAAGCACACUGUCGAAUACACAUGACAUCUUAAUUAUAUUUUGCCUGGGGCCCCAGACAACAAUCCUAGAAUAGGCUACUACUAGACCCCAGGUUUGCUGUCCAUUUGCCUUUGACUUAGUGCUUCUAGAUAUACCUUGACCUGGAUGACUGAGAAUCUUCACAGACACAAAUGUCUUUAAAACCUUUUUAUACGACUCUAUUUUGGCACCUGUACAAGUACAGGCCCCAGAUAACACAGGACCCACCUUAAGGUCCUUAGUAUGUCAGGUGAUGUUGUGCUUCAGUGGUGCAUAGUCACUACUGACAAAUCACAAUCCAACUGACAACUUCAAUCUAACUUCUGGUGCCCCUGAGGUUUCCCGCUUUGCGCGGUUCGUAAUCCCCUGGGUCUGGAGUCAGGUUGGGGUCUCAAACUUGGUUAAGUUGGGUUCAGCUGGGUCAGGUCUUAAAGAGUCAGGUACAGCCCGGGUAUCAGCAGAACUCUAAUCAUGACAUAUUUUGUUAUGAGAAGACCUGUAUGAAACAGAAUUGCUAAAACAAUAGCUACCUCAUUUUUGGAAUCUAUGCCUCUUCAUAGGACCGUCGAGACAGUUUGUAUUGGUCGAUGGUAUGAAUUUGUGUGUCAAUGUCAAAUUGAACUCGCCACCCCCCCGAAUCUUCUGAUAGUGAUAAUUCCAUUCAAAUGACCUGGAUUUGGUCGGAAUUCUGAUUGUUGUAAAUGCGAACUAAACCAUAAGAAUGCUACCAGAAGAACCACUUUGACUGCCUUUCAGGGUGACCUGAAGCCUCCUUACUAUUACAGCAAAAAACAUAUCACUCAUUAUCCUUUCAGAGCCUUUGAUACCUGUGUCCCAGCCAUAUAUCACAAAAUCACAACUGGAUUUUUUUGAGUCACACCUUAAACUGGGACAAACAAGUUCUGGACUGCUUUCUUGUCAGCAGUUCACAUAAAAACACAGUGAGUGCCUUUUCAUCUCUCAAUGUAAAUGUGACUUUGGUCUCUUUUCUCCUCAAUCUUUGUGUCUGGGUAGAUUGUCACAUGAACAGCAAAAUAAGGUCUGUGGGUUUUUUGUUUUUUUUAACCUUUGUGUCCUAGAUCUGAUGUUUCUUACAUGUAGCAAUGGUGAGAUGAACUGUGGUUCACACUAGGUUGAAUAUUCAAUUCAAUUUUAUUUAUAUAGUGCCAAUUCAUAACAGAAGGUAUCUUAUUGCAUGUAAUUUUUAUUGUUUUUGUCUAAAUGUAACCAAUGAUACUCACUAAAUAUAGUUGUAGUUGAUGAUUAUGGGUGUUGAUGGAGUUGGAGACACCAUCAAACUGGCUUCAUUUUUGUGGUAUUUGGUCUCUUCAGUUCCACAUCCACCUCUUGAUUUUAUGGCAAUGAACUCUGAAAUUGGUUUCCUACCUCUUUUAUAUCUCUUCAUAUUUUACAUGUAUGUGCAACUCUGUCAAUGAAACCACGCAUUAAUAAAGUGAAAUUCUGGA
Molecule: messenger RNA, 4480 nt
Organism: Siniperca chuatsi (mandarin fish)
Lineage: Eukaryota; Metazoa; Chordata; Actinopteri; Centrarchiformes; Sinipercidae
Product: formin-A
Exons: 13
Coding region: 299-1405 (368 amino acids)
Source: RefSeq, a predicted model, not a curated record